CAGCAGCAGAGCAUUCACACUCUCGGGCCUGUCUCAGGGUCGUCCGCCAUACUGCCUACAUUCUUGCUAUCGCUCCAGCCACUGCACUGCACACUACCAUUUACCAGGAUUUUCGACCAUCGCGCCUUCCUUUAUGGUGUCGCUGUCCAUUCCCGUCACACGACGUCGCAGUCAGGGUCACUGCCUGAGCGAGGCGCCCAACACAGCGUACAGUAUCUGAUGUCCCUCUUACGGCGUCUGAGCCUAACCUUGCUCCAGUCUAUCGUCCUCGGGAGCAUACCUAGCCAUGUGCGCGCCCUGAGUACGGUCACCUCUCGGAGCUUCCUCCCCCGAACAUUCAGUGGCCGCCCCUUCACCCUGAAGAGACACGGACUACCUGGAAGACACACAUGGAUAUGCAAAAGAAUCAUACAGGCGAAGCGACACACGAUAGCGGUUAUCCCUUUCCGCCAGCUCCACAGCUGCGCCGCAUCCACUGGCAUCCACUGGCAUCCACUCUCGAGGCCUACCGAGCCAAGACCAUUAGGACUAUGGAACAUCACACGCCGAGGCACAACGCACAUUUGGCAAUAUUAUCUGAAUUUUGUUCUGGGCUGCCGACCCGAGCAGCAUACUCAUACAGCAAAAGGAUACUCGCAUGUCCUCCCUUUUCAGUCGAACCUCCACGCCAAGUUCCACUUGGGGCUCGCAGCCCACGCCUUUGACCAAAAGGACCUAAAAAGACAAACCUCAUCACUCGUUAUCCGUUGUCGGCAUUGGUACCAUGAUCAUGGCACCUCUAGGGUGUGGUCGGUGUGCAAGAGAGAAUACUAUACAAUCGAUGUGGGAUGGUUGUGUGUGGAUUUGGUGGUGAGUUGACGCCUUCCAGCUUGAGCAAGCACUGACACUGCCUCAGUUCCCUGGCCAUCAGACGCCCACGUUCCGUCAUGUCA
Alternaria rosae is the source of this 932-nucleotide messenger RNA. RefSeq lists its product as uncharacterized. The transcript has a single exon. Bases 220 to 858 code for a protein of 212 amino acids. The record is from RefSeq and is a predicted model, not a curated record. Lineage: Eukaryota; Fungi; Ascomycota; Dothideomycetes; Pleosporales; Pleosporaceae.